Messenger RNA from Colletotrichum tamarilloi, 1008 nucleotides. RefSeq names its product BTB/POZ domain-containing protein. Lineage: Eukaryota; Fungi; Ascomycota; Sordariomycetes; Glomerellales; Glomerellaceae. The coding region runs from base 1 to 1008 and encodes 335 amino acids. The transcript is spliced from 3 exons. The record is from RefSeq and is a predicted model, not a curated record. Gene Ontology annotation, molecular function: protein binding.
AUGCCACGCAAGAACAACCAGAAUGCCAGUGUGCAUGCAGAGCCAUCCAGAUCCGAAAGAAUCAGGGUCUAUCGCGACUCCGGCUGCAGAGCUAUAUUCUCAGGUUUCGACGACGGCCGGCUGCGCCAGCGGAAGGCCAUCGCGCCCGUCGUCCGCGAACACAACCUUUGGGUCUCCGGAUUCUCUACAGAACGCUUGAUCACCGUGAUACGAUCCCUCCAGAAGGACAGCAUAUUCGAGUAUCCUCACGCUGCGCGCAGAGCCUUUCCGGAGCUCUUUCUGCCCGAAGAGCCCACCUCGCCGGCACCCGCCUUAGCUCCUACCCCCGUGACCGUCGCAGCUCAACCCACAAUGGCUUCCGACGGCCGACCACAAAAAGACCUCCUCGGAUCCCUUGAGAGCCUUUACAAGACCGGGAUCUACUCAGAUUUGACGAUUCGUUCUGCUGCCAAAACCUAUUCCGUCCACCGCGCCAUAGUCUGUCCACGGUCUGAUUUCUUGGCUGGCGCAUGUCGUAGUCCUUUCAAAGAAUCUUCCGACGGAAUGAUUGCCCUUUCUGACGACGACCCUUGCGUCGUUGACAUGAUGAUGCAAUACUUUUACCUCCUGGACUACCGACAAUCGCUUUACACAGACGGCCUCUUGCAGUCGUCGGAGGUAGAGCAAAAACAGGCCGCCAGCGUGUCUUGCCUACUUUUACAUGCCAAGGUGUAUUCAGCGGCAGAGAAAUAUGCCGUUGACGGUCUUAAGGACCUUGCUGUAGCCAAAUUCAGGGCUGCUGCAGCACAGGUUUGGGAUCCCAGCGACUUCCUAUAUGCUGCUAGCGAGGCCUACACCUCCACCAUCGAUACUGAUCGGGGUUUACGGGACGCUGUCCUCGAGGCUUUCGCCGCACGUAAAGACCUUUUGGAUAAUGAUGAAGCCAAGACGACCGUCAAGAGAUUAGGCUCACUUGCCUAUGAUAUUCUCGUCUAUUUCCAUCAGGAAGGAAAAUUGUGGUAUUCGUAA